AGAAAACUACAUGUAGGAGGCGGGGUCCUGGGAGAAGACCGACGCGGUUCGUGGUGGCGAAGGCGGCUUUAGUGGCAGCAUGAAGCGCACACAGACCGCGGAGGAACGAGAGCGCGAAGCCAAGAAACUGAAACUACUUGAGGAGUUUGAAGACACUUGGCUUCCUUAUCUGACCCCCAAGGAUGAUGAGUUCUAUCAGCAGUGGCAGCUGAAAUAUCCUAAACUGGUUCUCCGAGAAGCCGGAAGUGUGUCCGAGGAGAUCCACAAAGAGGUCCCUGAAGCCUUCCUCACCUUGCUCAAGCAUGGCUGCUUGUUCCGGGACCUGGUUAGGAUCCAAGGCAAAGAUGUGCUCACUCCGGUGUCGCGCAUCCUCAUUGGGAACCCAGGUUACACCUACAAAUACCUGAACACCAGGCUCUUCACAGUGCCCUGGCCAGUAAAGGGCGCCACCAUCAACUACACAGAAAGUGAGAUCGCUGCUGCAUGCCAGACCUUCCUCAAGCUCAAUGAGUACUUCCGGGUAGAGACCAUGCAGGCCUUGGAAGAGCUUGCCGUCAAGGAGAAGGCCAAGGAAGAUGAAGUGCCAGUGUGUAUGACGGAGUUCCCAAGGCUUGGUGUGGGGUCAUCCUGUGACAAUAAAGUGGACCUUAAGAGCAGAGCUGCCUUCAACGUGACUUUGCUGAAUUUCAUGGAUCCCCAGAAAAUGCCAUACCUGAAAGAUGAGCCUUAUUUUGGCAUGGGGAAGAUGGCAGUGAGCUGGCACCAUGACGAAAACCUGGUUGACAAGUCAGCGGUGGCGGUGUACAGUUACAGCUGUGAAGAUUCUGAGGAGGAAAGCGAGGAUGAUUCCAGUUUUGAAGGCCGAGAUCCUGAUACCUGGCAUGUGGGAUUUAAGAUCUCCUGGGACAUCGAGACGCCUGGUCUGGCAAUACCGCUUCAGCAGGGAGACUGCUACUUCAUGCUUGAUGAUAUCAAUGCCACCCACCAGCACUGCGUAUUGGCUGGUUCUCAGCCUCGGUUUAGUUCUACCCACCGAGUGGCAGAGUGCUCGACUGGCACCUUGGAUUACAUUUUACAGCGUUGCCAGUUGGCUUUGCAGAAUGUCUGCGCUGACCUGGAUGGUGGCGAUGUCUCUUUGAAAUCAUUCGAGCCUGCGGUUUUGAAGCAAGGAGAAGAAAUCCACAAUGAGGUGGAGUUUGAGUGGCUGAGACAGUUCUGGUUUCAGGGAAAUCGAUACAGCAUAUGCACUGACUGGUGGUGUGAGCCCAUGACUCAGCUGGAAGGACUAUGGAAGAAGAUGGAGAGUGUGACAAAUGCUGUGCUUCGUGAAGUUAAAAGAGAGGACCUCCCUGUGGAACAAAGGAAUGAAAUCCUGGCUGCCAUCCUGGUCUCACUCACCGCCCGCCAGAACCUAAGGAGGGAAUGGCAUGCCAGGUGCCAGUCCCGAGUUGCCCGGACUCUACCAGCACACCAGAAGCCAGAAUGCAGACCGUACUGGGAGAAGGAUGACCCUUCCAUGCCGCUGCCCUUCGACCUCACAGACCUGGUGGCGGAGCUCAAGAGUCAGCUUCUGGAAUCAAAGCCCUAGAAGGAGUUCAGGUCUCAGGUGCAGAGAGAAACCCUCCCCUCUGAGCCCUCCACAAGCGCAGUGUUGACGUCUUUGCUCAUAGGCUGUAAAACCUGGGUCUCAGUUGGAGACAGCUAGAGAAUGAGGCCAACAAUUAUUGCAACGUUGAAAAUAGCACAGUAUUAUAGUCUCAUUUGGUAUUGAACUAGAACCUCUUCCCCCACCCCAAUAUUACCUGAAUGUAUGUUUUUUGUGGAUACCCGUUAGCACCCCACCCCCAGAGGGUAGCAUCAGGCAUGAGCUAAGCCUAUGAGAAACCUCAUCAAUUUUCUUCCUUGACUAACCACUCAGAGACUUGGAGUGAACAAGACAGAGCUUGAGCCAGCCAGCCCAGCUCCUCACCAUGCCCUCUAGUAACUGAGUCAGCCAAGAUGGUAGCCGCUAGCUCACUGUAGCUAUUCACACUUAAAUCUAGCUUUAAUUUUAAUUCAAGAUUCAUCCCCCUGUUUUCUGGGCCACAUUUGAAGUUCUUAAAUCCACCUGUGGCUAGUGACCAUGGAACAUUUUCACCAUUAUAGGAAGUCCUCUAGAAGGAUUCUUGAAAGUUUGAGAGCAGACAUCCUACCUUCCAAUUCUUAUAAUUGCUGUUUCGAGGAGGGGGGGUGGGCAGGAACUACAAGGCAGAGUAAAAAGUAGCAUCUUCCCUCCUCUGAGACAAAGGUCAGUGGGAGAGUGUGACUCUUCACUCCACACACAGGAAGAGGGAGGGCCUAACAAAAGUGGCCACAUUCUGUCUACACAGGGUUUCCCUGAUUUAAUGCCAGAGACCAGCCAUGUCUACGCUGCUUCAUGGAGUUACCUUAGCUACCUUACGGAGUUACCCAGAAAAGGAUGGUGUUUUCCUGCAGUUCCUCCAUUCAUAGGUAGUGACAGGUAGCAUGGAGGCCUGAAGGACCCAGUGCAUCAUCAGAAACCAGACAGAAGAUGUUAAGCCUGGACUCCCAUUUCAGGAUGCCUGGAUUAAGACUGAGACCCAUUUUGUAAUUUCUGGCAUACUCUUGCACCCCAGCUUACUUAUCUGUAUAGUGGGGGGCACUAAAGACACCAAGUCCUAACACAAGGAUUAAGUGAGGUGACCUGACUACCACCCUAGAACAAUUUCUGACCUCCUGCUCAACACCCAAUAAAUAUCAGUGUUUCCUAAGCUGACAUGUAUGUAGCCAUUUUCCUUUCCCUCUGAGAUCCUAGCUCUAGUUAUAUCUCCUGACAGCAUUGCCACAUCUUCCUCUAUCUGGCUUGGCUUUUGCCCUGUAGUGUCCCCAGAAAUGGUUGUCACAACAAUUAUCUGCUCUCCUCAGCCCAUGACCUGUUCUUAUAGCUGUUCAGAAGUUAAGGAGGGCAGAGUUUUUGCUACAACCAGGACCUCCCUGGUUCAAAGUGUACAUUCAUCUCUAUGGCCAUAGCUGCAGAAAAGACACGUCUCACAGGACCCAAGUCUUUCAGACCUUGACUCACUCCAUGAUGUCUUUGAGCCUCAGUUUCUUCAUCAGUAGAGGUGAAGUGCAGUCUCACUAUUGUUUUGACACAUUAAAUGAAAUGAUGUAGGUAAGUAGUGAGUGACUUAAGAUGCCACAAACUGAGCCCCCAUCCUUGGGCCAUGUAGCCCUGUGUUUUAUUAAUUUCCCAUGAUAUUUCUUUUUUGUUUUAUUUCAUGUCUUGCAAAUAUUAAAGUUAGAAGAGUUCAUAUAAAAUAAACAUCUUCAUUACUUAGAAUUUAGAACACCUGGCAGUCCUGGGCCUCCAUCCACAUGGUGUUAGCUCAGUAGUGUCUUGCUGUGACCCUCUGUUCUGUGCCGUAGACCUUGCUGCUCCCUGUCACCAUUUUAAUGUAAACCUGACCCUUUCCCAUCCCAAGCCCACUUGCUCGUACCCUUGUAGUAGAAAUCACCCCAAUACUUCUGCAUUACUAUUGAAUUACAUUCAUGAACUGCUUGUACUGGUAUUUGUGUGCUUCUAUUCAUAUUCAAUAAAGAAUUAAGCGCUAAGAAACCA
Molecule: messenger RNA, 3619 nt
Organism: Jaculus jaculus (lesser Egyptian jerboa)
Lineage: Eukaryota; Metazoa; Chordata; Mammalia; Rodentia; Dipodidae
Gene: Fto
Product: FTO alpha-ketoglutarate dependent dioxygenase
Exons: 9
Coding region: 80-1588 (502 amino acids)
Biological process (GO): DNA alkylation repair; RNA repair; regulation of multicellular organism growth
Molecular function (GO): mRNA N6-methyladenosine dioxygenase activity; broad specificity oxidative DNA demethylase activity; ferrous iron binding
Source: RefSeq, a predicted model, not a curated record